Molecule: messenger RNA, 5521 nt
Organism: Acanthopagrus latus (yellowfin seabream)
Lineage: Eukaryota; Metazoa; Chordata; Actinopteri; Spariformes; Sparidae
Gene: pard3ba
Product: par-3 family cell polarity regulator beta a
Exons: 24
Coding region: 657-4466 (1269 amino acids)
Biological process (GO): establishment or maintenance of epithelial cell apical/basal polarity; intracellular protein localization; establishment of centrosome localization
Cellular component (GO): cell cortex; adherens junction; apical plasma membrane
Molecular function (GO): protein binding; phosphatidylinositol binding
Source: RefSeq, a predicted model, not a curated record
GUGCAGAGAAAAAAGGUUAGGUGUCUGAUUAUUCGUUGGGUUUAAUGAACAAAGUGUUAUGAUCACUGCUGAACAUCUGUCUGUAUUAAAACAUAUACAACUUUCAAAGAUGAUGAGGAUCCCAUCACACACACACACACACACACACACACACACACACACACACACACACACACACACACACACACACACACACACACACACAGGCGCGCUGAUCUCCCGGCUCCCUGGUGCAGUGUCUGUGGCCGUGGGAUUUCCUGGAGUGCCGUCCUCGCUGUGAUUUCUUCCGGGUUCGUCUCUCUCGGUUUGUUUUGUUUGGGUGUAUCAGGCAGGGCAGCUCGGCAUGACAGAAACUCACACUCUGCGGCUGUAGUCACCGCUUUGUUGUUUUUUUUUUUUGUUUUUUUCCCCUACAACUUUUACGUGACGGCUCGGCUGAACAUAAAGAUGUGCUGCUAAGGCUCCACACGGCAGUUUAGCUCGGUGAAGCGGCUCCACCGUGAUUUCAUCCCGACCUGAGACACCUGUUGCGCCAGUUUCGACGGACAGGUGCCUCUAUUCUUUCGAGACAGGCAGCAGCUCCGGGUCGACAGACGCCCCGAAACUUGGACUUAUUCCCGAACUUCUGUCGAGAACGUUAGGACUAGCAGCUGGUGAUGAAAGUCACUGUGACUUUCGGGGACACCGCAGUGGUGGUUCCCUGUAAAGCUGACUGGACGGUCCGGGAUCUGAUCGAGCAAGCCACGCGGAGGCACCGCCGGAUAGUGGAGCAGCAUGGUGAGAGCGCAGUGAAGACCCACCACUUGGAGUACGUUGACGGAGGGAUCCUGGACGUGGACGACCUGCUGAGUGAUCUGGUGGAGGACAAGGACAAGCUGGUGGCUGUGUACGAUGAGGUCCAGCGUGGGAGGACGGACAGUCCCAGGGAGACCAUGUCCAACGGCUACUCCAGUGCCGCCCCCAGCCCAGAACCCUUCCACUACUUCCCCCACCUGCAGUACACUGAGCCAAUCAGAGGGGAGAUUGAAGUCAACGAGGCCAGCCUCAAAGCAAACACACCUCUGUUGGUGAGGAGCAGCAGCGACUCGGCUUUGGCGCCGUCCCACCCAACGACAGCCACGCCCCCACCUGAUGACCACAGCAACACUUCUUCUGAACAGGAAAUCAGCAAUGUACUGAGAGGAGCUUUGGACCGACUGCGCACAGACGACCCCCCUGCCAGUAUGAGCCGAGUUAACUUCAGCACCCUGACGAGGACCGUGGAAUUUCCAGGUGACUGGGGGCCCCUGGGUAUCCAUGUGGUCCCCUACUGCUCCUCUCUCAGCGGACGGGCCCUGGGCCUCCACAUUAAAGGCAUCGAGGAAAGCAGUCGCGCCAAGAGGGAGAAUCUCUUUGAGCAGGACGAGUGUAUCGUCCAAAUCAACGACACACCACUCCAGGACAAGACCUUUGCACAGUCACAGGAAGUGUUCCGCAAUGCCAUGACCAACUCUUCUGUGCGCCUGGAGGUCCUCCCCAUGGCCAACAAGCCACGCUACGAGAAGAGCCUGAUAGGCCAGCUUUUUACUGGCGAUGGCAAAGAGUCCCCUGCAAAAGGAAAGAGUCCGAUGGUGGUGCGGGCUAAAACCGACCUCCAGCCGGAACCCAAACAAGACACCAAACUGAACGCCAAGCGACCAGACACACGUGCCAAGACCCCAGAGACAUCUGUUGCCAACACGCCUCCACCAGCGGAGCUCCAGCCUGGGCAUGGUUCCCUGGAGAGGGUCUCUCCUGCACCGGCAGCUGGGGCGGCGAGAUCCUCCCCGACACCGAGGACCGGCAGCCAGAGCCCCCUGGCCAGCAAGAGCCCUGCGCUGCCCAGCUUGGCCAACCUUACCAGCAAGAAGGGCGGCAAGAGGAUAAAAAUUGACCUGAAGAAAGGCGCAGAGGGCCUGGGCUUCACUGUGGUGACCAGGGACUCCUCGGUCCACGGGCCAGGGCCAAUCCUGGUGAAGAAUAUCCUGCAGCGUGGCGCAGCAGUCAAAGAUGGCCGCCUGCAGCCUGGAGACUGCAUUCUGGAGGUGAACGGAGUAGACAUGACAGGCCGUAGCCAGGAGGAACUCGUGGCCAUGCUGCGCAGCACCAGGCAGGGAGAGAGUGUGUCUGUGGUGGUGGCACGGCAGGAGGACAUCUUCCUGCCUCGGGAACUGAAAGGUGAAGAGGCUGGCAGUCUGUUUUUGGAGGACGGCAGGGAGCAGCUGAUGUACGAGAUCCCCCUCAACGAAACGGGCUCGGCCGGCCUGGGGGUCAGCCUGAAGGGCAACAAGUCCAGGGAGACCGGGGAAGACCUGGGCAUCUUCAUCAAGUCCAUCAUCCACGGAGGGGCCGCGUACAAGGAUGGUCGCCUGAGUGUCAACGACCAGUUGAUAGCAGUGAACGGCGAGUCGCUGAUAGGACGCUCCAACCACGCUGCCAUGGAGACGCUGAGACGCUCCAUGUCGUCGGAGGGAAACUCCAGGGGCACCAUCCAGCUCGUCGUGCUCCGAGCACCCAGACAGAUGAGCAGCCCCGACCUUGCACCGAGCGCAGCUACAAAUGGAUCCGCCGCCUAUCAACCCAACGCCCAAUCGGGCUCCAGCAAUCAGGAGCCUCAGGGCCACAAUGCAUACCAGGGGCCUUCAGGACCUCCAAGACCUCUGAACACGGAGCCCACCGUGAAUGGUGUCAGUCACACUCCAGCGGCGGCCAACAGCUACGCAUCUGGCAACUCUAGAAGUGCUCCUCCUGACAACGGAGGCUAUGGACGCUACGGCAACGAAGAAGAGGAGUCGGAGCAAGGCUUUCCCCUGCCGCCUUCCCCUGGCGCCAUGGAGGAAAUGAAUAGAGACUUGCCACUAACCCCCCCGCACCAAAGAGAGUUCCAGAGCCUGCCCCACAUGGCUGCAGCGUUCUAUGAUGACAAGGACAACAAACCUCGCAACAGAGCAUCUAAGAGCAUGGACUUGGUGGCUGAUGAGAGCAACAUGGGUUCACUGGUCGGGCAGAGGAAUGAGCCUUCGGCCGGCGGAGCUCUUGGCCCGACCCUGGGCCUCUGGAAGUCCAGCUCCCUGGAGAGCCUCCAGACGGCCGUGUCUGAGGCCAAGCAGAGCCGCGUAAAAGCCCAAGUGCCCUUUCACCGCCCGCGACCGCACAUGGUCCGGGGGCGGGGAUGCAACCAGAGUUUCCGCAUCGCAAUCGACAAGUCCUACGACGGACCCUCUGAGGAUGACGACGACAUGUCAGAGCAGAGCUCCGGCCACGAAACGCCCGUCAGCAGCUCCUCGCGCCAGGGCCUGGACGCAGAGGACGGGAAGAAGAAGAAGAAAAACAAAGGGAAGAAGAAAGAGAAAAAGACCAAAGGGAAGAAGAAAGCAGAUGAUUCUGUGGAGGAUCCGGAGAAGAAGACCAAAAAGAAAGGAUUUGGCCUCUUAAGGUUUGGUAAAAAGAAAGAUGACAAGAGUAAAGAGGCUGCCAAAGCCUCCAAAAGCAAACUGGAGGCCUUAAGUGAAGAGGAGCUGGACAGGAUCCCUGACAACAGAGACGGACACGAUCCAUAUUAUGCCGAAAUCAACUCGGGCCACGCCACCCCUGACCAGGCCUCCCUCCCCGACGUGGAAGACGACGAUAACGACCCCAACUACGCCCGCAUCAACAACUUCCGCCAGCCACCUUCGCCCCAGACGUUCAUCAGUCGCACGCCCUCCCCUGCAGCCCCUGCAGCAGGGUCCAACCAGCCGCAGACCUACUCGGAUGAGCUGGACGGGCUCUAUGCCAAGGUCAACAAGUCCAGACCCCCGCCUGCUCUACAGACCCAGCAUCAGAUACAGGCAGACAGUGAUCAGCGUCUCCAGGGGUUGCGCAGGGAGCACCAGCAGGCCCGAGUCGCUCCGGUCUACGAGGAACUCGACACCGCACGACGAAGAGUCCUGGAGCACGACCCAAACCGGAUGACGCCCAGAGACUCGCGACCCGUGCCCCGCUACGAAGACAAGGAGCGACAGUACCCCACACAGCCCAGGAGGGAUCCUUAUGAUUACCCCACCCAAUCCAGACAUGUGCUGAGAGAGCCAGCCCCCCACCCAGGCCACUACUAUGACCCUCCAGUCUCCAGCCGCAUGCCGCUCCCUCAGGCAGGUGCACAGUCCCAUCAGGCGCCCAGCAACCAGCGCUACCACCCAUCUUCUCCCCAUGUAGGACAGCAGCACCGUGCACCGAUGAGGCAGGACGUUCCCCCCUCGCCCACGGCAGGUCGCAGAGGGCGGCAGUACUAUGAAGCCGCUGGGGGGCGGGUGGACGCCUAUCGGCAGGCCAGCCCCGGCCGCUACACCAGCCCAGAGAGGCGCCCGGCCACCAGGGAGCGCUACGCCAGCCCCGAGCGCUACGACUACGGAGAUGAAAGACAGCCUGACCCAAGACGGAAGAACCCCAUGAUAGGUGCGGUGUAAAGCGGCUUUCUCAAGUAACAGACUCCUCUCACCUGACCCCUGAAAGUGUGGUGAAGUUGAGUCAGUCGUCCAAAGGAUAUAAAUAACUUUAAGUGCAUGUGUUUCCAGAUUUGUGAAACAUAAUAUCAGCAGUCUCCCAGGCUGCCGGUGUGGAUGAGUGAGAUUUUACUCUAUUAAUUUAUCUGAUCAGGAAACCUGAAAGCAAUAAGUGACAAGCUGAGAGGCUAAAAUAAGGCUUAUUUUCAGAACCAUCUGGUCAUAACUGUCUGCACAGGCCAAGACAGAUUUAACAAGCUUUGAGGACUCUAUAUAUGUGUGCGUGUGUGUGUGCGUGUGUGUGUGUGUGUGUGUGUGUGUGUACAUACAGUAUACAUAGAUAUCUGCAGUGUGCCAAUGUUUAUAAAACCAGAAUAUAAUUUUGACAUAGAUGUUUUAUGAUGUAGAAUUGAAAUUGAGGACAAUUAAAUUAAGUACAUAGGUAUAUAGAGAGUAAACUCGGUGUUUCUAUAGAAUCAACUCUUAUUAGGAAAUGAACUCAGUGCUGACUUGUUUUUUUUGCACGAGCUGAAGGGAAAUAAAGAGGGAUCACCUUGACCAGCCAAACCGCUGUAUCAGACGACACACAGGAAGCUGCAGUCGACAAACAGGAAGAAGGAAGUAACCCCUUCAAAGUAUCUUCUUGUCCUUGAUGUCUUGUCGGCCUGACUUCCUCUACAUCCUGCUAACGCCUUUUGUUUUGUUUUUUUAAUCGUGUUUUUGUCUUCGGUGAUUUGAAUGUGGACACGUCUGUCAGAUUUAUUGUACAUUGGUUAAACGUAUAAAUGAAAUGAGUGAUUUAUUUCUGACAUUUUUGCGCUUUUCUAAUAAAAUGUAUACGUCUUGAUCCACACACGAGCAACAGACUAGAGAAGUUAGCCAUGUGCAGUGAAUUAAAGAAACCCUGAUUAAACAUCUUGCUGAACUUCACUGCACUGAAAACUGAAAUGUGUGCUGUCAAAUUAAAUGUUUUUUUUAAAAAUGCAAAUAUUUUGCAUUAAAUAUUUUGAACCUCUCUC